CGGAAGGGGGCGUGGUGCGCGGGUCUCGGCCAGGCCUGAGAGGCCGGGAGGGUUUGACCCUCGAGCUGCAUGGACAGCUUAGCGCUCGGCCGCUGGCGACGGCGGAGGGCGGAGGAUCUGCAGGUUCCGGGGGACGUGAAACGGGCAUGCAGGAGAUUAGAAGCCAGUGGGCACGAGCGUGACUGCCACCAGGUGAACGUCUGUGCCCUGGCGUCCUGGGGCCCAGAGGACCGGAAGCCUCCAUCAAGAGGCUGCCCCCCAGCACCGAGGCCAGAGAGUGGCCAGGGGAGGCUAAGUACAGGGAUUUCUCAGAAUGGUGGAAGGAGCUCAGCCCAGCCUUGCCCAAGAUGUAUUGCAGGGGAAUCUGGACAUUUUAGCCAUACCAAGAAUCAUUAGAAGAUGCAAGCUGGAAAAAAGAAGAUCCCAGUUUUGGUUUCCAACCCUUCAUACUGCAGCAAAUGUGAAUCUCCUACAGAUGGGUUUGGGGAUUUACCUGUUCAAAUAGCAGCCCGGUGUCCUCUGUGGGGUGGGGUAGGUUUGCCUGUCCUUUCAUUCUAGUAAAUCCACCAUCCUCUGCACAAGAGCCAGGAGAAUCCAUGUCACUUCAAAAGAGCCCCCAAAUCAUUACUACAUACUACGGCCUCUUUUCGAAUGUUCCUGGUUGAGAGGGAGAUCAAUUGCAUUAUUUUCAAGUCAAAAAAUUUUGUAUCAAACUUCCUAUGAGCUUGGGCACUCAUGGCCUAUGGAGGCCCGCCCAGACGCAGCCCCGCCAUCAUGCUUUUUCAUUGUUUUGUGGAUGUACCCAGGGCUAUUUACACACUCUUUCAUUAAAAGGCUUAUUUUUAUAUUUAAAAUGUUCUAAUCUUGGAGUGAAUUUUACUAAAUGCUAGUGUCCAAUCUGUUCCCCAACUGAAGUUAUCAGAGACAGAAUCCCUUUUAUAUUCAAGUGGAAAUUACUCAUUUUCUCUUGGGUUUUCAAUGUAUCGUCUGACUGUGAGGCUGGCAUUAUUUUCUCUGGGUUUGAAAGCUUCCUGAGAUGUCCUGUUUGUAAGCUCCUGUCCGCAUCACGUUAUCUGCAGGGAAUGUGCUCCCUCCAGGGAGUGCCCUCGGCACUGAUGUGGGAAGAGCCCCCUCUAUAAGUCAUCAUGGAAUUCAGUCAUGGGAGAGUUCUGUACGGGAAAGAUGGAGCAGAGGAAGACAAGGUGUUGAAACCGGUACAGCGCCACCUGGGAUAUGGAUGAUCCAGAAUUACAGGACACAUCUUCAUUAACCCUGGGUAAGAUCCCAGAGCUGUGACUCGAUCAAAAAAUGCCAGUUCGCGCCAAACAACCAAAGCCGGGAGAGAGGGAGAAGGUAUUGGCGUUCGUGGCCUUACGAAAGAUUUUUAUGAAGAGGUUUAGUUUGUUCUUCUCUUUUCAAAAUGAGAUACACAUCUAGUUUUUAUGGGAAAAAAAGAAAACUCUUAGAUUCACAGCAUGUUCUUUUUUGUGUGUAAACUCUUCCUUCUCACCCUCGUUCAUGGAGAGAGCAGGUGUCCACGUGGUGUCAGGUGGGUGUUUUGUAGCUGACAUGGCGCACGUCCCUCCAGCUGUUCAUACGAAGCUGGCUUUUGUAGAGAACAGUCCCCGGGCAUCCUCCUGCCCCAAGGAAAAUGCCCCUGCUUCAGAGUCAGACAGAUGUGAGUUCCCAUCUCAUCUCCACCGACCAUCUCCACAUGACCCUGAUGAGUCCUUGGACUUCUUGGAGCCUCUGGUUCCCAUCUGUGUGGUGGGGAGGUCGCCCUCGGGGUUUGCCCUUAGCCCACAGUGCGACUCCUCGGUGUCUGUGCCCUCCCUCCCUGUACACAGCCCCUUCAGCCCAAAGCAGGCCUUCUGUUCUGUAAAAGCAAAGCUCACGAAACAUGAUGACCCAGGUGACAAGGACGAAAGGGAUGAGGUGCAACUGGCCAGAAUGUGGGUGUAUUAGGGUUCUCUAGAGGGACAGAAGAGGACAGGUGUAUAAGUGAAGGGGAGUUUAUUAAGGAGUACUGACUUGCACGAUCACAAGGUGAGGUCCCACAAUAGGCCGUCUGCAAGCUGAGGAGCAAGGAAGGCAGCCUGAGUCCCAAAACCUCAAAAGUAGAGAAGUUGACAGUGCAGCCUUCAGUGUAUGGCUGAAGGCCCAAGAGCCCGUGCAAACCACUGGUGUAAGUCCAAGAGUCCAAAAGCUGAAGAACUUGGAGUUUGAUGUUCAAGGGCAGGAAGCAUCUAGCACGGGAGAAAGAGGAAGGCUGGAAGACUCAGCCAGUCUAGUCUUUCCACAUUCUCCUGCCUGCAUUAUUCUGGCCAAGCUGGCAGCUGAUUAGGUGGUGCCCACCCAGAUUGAGGGUGAGUCCGCCUCUCCCAGUCCACUGACUCAAAUGUGAAUCUCCUUUGGCAACACCCUCACAGACACACCCAGGAUCAAUAGUUGGCAUCCUUCAAUCAAGUUGACACUUGAUAUUAACCACCACAGUGGAGAACCAGCAGCUUUAUCCAGGUGCUGGAGUUUCUGGACUGUGAAGGGAAUGGAGGAGCUUGUCACUGGGUACCUAAAAAGGGGGAUGGCAGCAUUUUCUUGGUGUUUUCAGCCAUUUUAGUACAGGCCAUGAAACAGAAGGCUCAGAAAUUCUAGAUUUUUCUAGGUGUGGUCCACACCUCAGUCCCAUCCUAGUCUGGCCUUGUGUGGACAGAGGUCCUGCCUGUGGCCUUGUUGUCCCCUGGCAGCCGCCCCCCGCCCACCCCCUGACUUGCUGUCACAGCUGCCCUGGCAUCCAUCCUGGCCUUCAGCCCCACCUCCUUGGCUCCAGAGUCAUCCCUGGCUCCAGAGUCAUCCCUGGCUCCAAGUCAUCCCUGGCUCCAGAGUCAUCCCUGGCUCCAGAGUCAUCCCUGGCCACAGGACGGUCUCUGCUCUCCAGCCCAACCCGCCUCCUGCUGGGAUUACCUGGAGGAGCUCACCCCAUGCAGAACUGUUUCUCCCUGGCAAAUUAAUUUGUCAGCACCACAGGUACUAAAACAGAUUAGCUAAUAGGCAAAACCUGCAUAGAUUUCACUAAACUAGGUCUUGAUGCACCUGUGACGAGCGUGAAAUGGGAUUAUCCCUUUAAAGUGCUUCAUCUUUGUAUUCUUGUCAAAAGAGGAGGAAAAAGACAUUUUCUUACACCCUGAGGAAACAGACUGGGCAUUGAUGUGUGUGUAUUUCCAUUAGAUAAAUUUUCAAUUUGUUCUUUAAUUAUAAUCUGUUAUUGCUUUUAGGGGGAUAUAGGGGCUAAAAAUGUCAAAACAUACCUUUAAUAAUUUCACAAAGUUUGUAAUGGUUUCUAAACCAACAACUUAUGAAACUCAUUUUAGAACAUUCAAAAGCAUGGUAAGUGGUUAACAAAGAUGUGUUAACAUCAUUUGACAUGUUUUUCCUCCUUUAAAAAUAUAGUUUAUUUCCAAAUUUGUUUUUAAAACAAUAAAAAAGUAUACUUGAAAUCCA
Messenger RNA from Pongo pygmaeus (Bornean orangutan), 3498 nucleotides. It is a transcript of the gene C8H10orf143, whose product is annotated as chromosome 8 C10orf143 homolog. Lineage: Eukaryota; Metazoa; Chordata; Mammalia; Primates; Hominidae. The record is from RefSeq and is a predicted model, not a curated record. The coding region runs from base 70 to 396 and encodes 108 amino acids. The transcript has 4 exons.